UGCUCCGGCGGAGGGAUACAGCCCUACAUAUAUAGCAGGGAGGUGCAAGCUCACACCUACAGCAUUUGUCAGGGGGGAGCCGCUCGGAGGAGGUAGCAGCCGCUGCAGCUCCUGCUCCUUUGCUUGAGCAGCCCGUGUAGCAGCACCAGCAGCAACCCAACCUAACCCAACCCAACUACCCCCACGCAAUGGCUGAUCAGCUGACUGAAGAACAGAUUGCUGAGUUCAAGGAAGCUUUCUCUCUAUUUGACAAAGAUGGUGAUGGCACCAUCACAACAAAAGAGCUUGGGACUGUCAUGAGGUCAUUGGGUCAAAACCCAACAGAAGCAGAAUUACAGGAUAUGAUCAACGAGGUAGAUGCCGACGGCAAUGGUACUAUCGAUUUCCCUGAGUUUUUGACCAUGAUGGCCAGAAAAAUGAAGGACACUGACAGCGAGGAAGAAAUCCGUGAGGCAUUCCGAGUCUUUGACAAGGAUGGCAAUGGUUAUAUCAGUGCAGCAGAACUACGUCAUGUUAUGACAAACUUAGGAGAAAAGCUAACAGAUGAAGAAGUAGAUGAAAUGAUCAGAGAAGCAGAUAUUGAUGGAGAUGGACAAGUGAACUAUGAAGAAUUCGUACAGAUGAUGACUGCAAAAUGA
Gopherus evgoodei (Goodes thornscrub tortoise) is the source of this 638-nucleotide messenger RNA. It is a transcript of the gene CALM1, whose product is annotated as calmodulin 1. The transcript is spliced from 6 exons. Gene Ontology annotation, molecular function: calcium ion binding. The coding region runs from base 189 to 638 and encodes 149 amino acids. The record is from RefSeq and is a predicted model, not a curated record. Lineage: Eukaryota; Metazoa; Chordata; Testudines; Testudinidae.